This is a messenger RNA of Alexandromys fortis (reed vole), 732 nucleotides long. Its product is annotated as proteasome subunit beta type-1-like. Gene Ontology annotation, cellular component: proteasome core complex. The record is from RefSeq and is a predicted model, not a curated record. NCBI's taxonomy places the organism in Eukaryota, Metazoa, Chordata, Mammalia, Rodentia, Cricetidae.
AUGCUCACCAUGGCCGCUUACAGGGGCUUCGACCAAGAGAUGGCAACGAGGGCUCAGGGUUCCGCCGGCCCCGCGCACCUGCGGUUCUCGCCUUAUGCCUUCAAUGGAGGUACUGUAUUGGCAAUUGCUGGAGAAGAUUUUUCCAUUGUUGCUUCAGACACUCGGUUGAGUGAAGGGUUUUCAAUUCAUACCCGAGAUAGCCCCAAAUGUUAUAAACUAACAGACAAAACAGUCAUUGGCUGCAGUGGUUUUCAUGGAGAUUGUCUUACUCUGACGAAGAUUAUUGAAGCAAGAUUAAAGAUGUACAAGCACUCCAAUAACAAGGCCAUGACCACCAGCGCAAUUGCUGCAAUGCUUUCUACCAUCCUCUACUCACGGCGCUUCUUCCCGUACUAUGUCUACAACAUCAUCGGUGGACUUGAUGAAGAAGGAAAGGGAGCUGUGUAUAGCUUUGACCCAGUGGGCUCCUACCAGAGAGACUCCUUCAAGGCUGGGGGCUCAGCAAGUGCCAUACUGCAGCCUCUGCUUGACAACCAGGUUGGUUUCAAAAAUAUGCAGAAUGGACACAUGCCCCUGUCUCUGGACAAAGCUAUGCGGCUGGUGAAGGAUGUCUUCAUCUCUGCAGCUGAGAGGGACGUGUACACUGGCGAUGCCCUCAGGAUCUGCAUUGUGACCAAGGAGGGCAUCAGGGAGGAGACUGUUCCCCUGCGGAAAGACUGAUUGUGAGCCAUG